GCCGAUACACAAUGGCUCAGGGAAUUCUAGUUAACACAUGCGAAGAUCUUGAGCCAAGAACGAUCAAGGCCUUGAGAGAGGACCCAGUGCUAAGGAAAAUCCCAACACCAUCCGUUCAUCCAGUGGGCCCGAUAAUACAAUCAGAAGCUCCACUGCUUUCAGGAAAAGAGUGUUUGACAUGGUUGGACCGGCAACCGGAUGAAUCAGUCAUAUAUGUGUCGUUUGGGAGUGGCGGGACACUAUCAGCUGAGCAGAUUACUGAGCUGGCGUGGGGGUUGGAGUUGAGUCGGCAACCAUUCCUUUGGGUGGUCCGUCCACCUAGCAGAAAUGAGAAAUCGGGAACUUACUUCACAUCCGGCGGGCGAUGCGAGCAGCCAUCGGAGUACUUGCCAGAUGGGUUUCUAACAAGGACAGAGGGAAUUGGCUUGGUGGUUUCGUCAUGGGGACCGCAGAAAGACAUCUUGAGCCACAAGGCGACGGGUGGAUUUAUGACGCAUUGCGGGUGGAAUUCGACGCUAGAGAGCAUUCUUUAUGGUGUGCCCAUGAUCGCCUGGCCGCUCUUUGCCGAGCAGAAGAUGAAUGCAUCGACAUUGACAGAGGAGCUCAAGGUUGCAGUUGGGCCGCUGGUCUCUGUGGAGAAGGAAGGAGUGGGACGAGAUGAAAUUGAGAGGGUGGUGAGAUUGGUGAUGGACGGCGAAGAUGGAAAGGCCUUGAGGGGCAGGGUGAAGGAGGUGAGGGACAGCGUCUUGAGAGGUUUGGAUGAGGGAGGUUCCUCGUAUAAUUCGCUUUCUCAUGUUGUCAAUGAAUGGAAAAUCAGUCUCCAAAAGCCAAAGGGAAAUGUAGAGUAGCUAUUUUAUGAAUACCCACUUUAGUUUAGGAAGUGCUUUGGUGUUUCCUCCUUGAGUUAAGACGGCUUCUCUCUCUCUCUCUCUCUCUCUCUCUCUCUCUCUCUCUCUGAUGUUGGCACC
Molecule: messenger RNA, 968 nt
Organism: Magnolia sinica
Lineage: Eukaryota; Viridiplantae; Streptophyta; Magnoliopsida; Magnoliales; Magnoliaceae
Product: anthocyanidin 3-O-glucosyltransferase 5-like
Exons: 1
Coding region: 12-848 (278 amino acids)
Molecular function (GO): UDP-glycosyltransferase activity
Source: RefSeq, a predicted model, not a curated record